GUGGCUGAAGCGUGAUCUUCACCGACGAUUCCUCUUUCCCGACGAUCAAAUUCUCAGCACUUCACCGUCACCGUAAUCCACUCUUGCUUUAAUGGUUUCGUUCCACCUUCCCCUCUAUCUCCUUCUAUAUAAUAAAGCCAACCCUAAUUGAGACUAUGCAGAAACAUCUACAUCUAUCCGGCAUGAAAUACACCCGAGCCGAGAGUCUCCCCUCCCCACCACCAAGUCUCCCGUCGCCGUUCCUCUCUCCAAUUGAAAAUGACAGCUCACCCUCAUAUACAUGUCAGCAUCCAUGGCCACAAAAACCGUGAAACCUGUUGCGAUGCGUCUGCAUUUUUUUCUGUAAUUAGGAGAAAGGAAGCAAGAGCAGGAACGAUGUUUCAGUGUCAAGGUUUUGGUGAAAACCAGAAAGGAUCAAGUAUGUUUCAGUGUCUUGAUAGCAUUUGCUCCAAACAAUUCCAUAGGUUCUAAUCAUCUCAACCUAGAGAUUGCUAAGAUGAUCAGAGGUCACUGGCGACGAAGAAGCCUGCAAUUUUGUCAGAGUAUCCUAAGGCAUUGACCAUGAUUAGACAAAUUUUCAAGUAUUAUUAUGGAGCUGAUGUUAUUGUGGGCGUGACUAUGAUGACCGAAAUAUUGAAGCCAACUUUGACUUUGACUUUAUCAUGAAACAAGAUAGAUAAAGUGGGGAAGAUCAGAAGAAAAAGAGUGAGAGAGAUUGAGAAGCAGAAGGUGAGGUGAAGUGCGUUAAAGAAGCCUUUGAUUUAGUAGGCGUUAACGGAUCAUCGAGAACCCGAUUUAGGUAACGUUAUCAAGGCCAGCCCAAUAUGAAAGUUGCUUACCUGAGCCGAGAGUUCGAGGUUUCCAUGAGCAGGACUGUGAAGGAAGAGUUCAUGCGUGCUUUCAAGAAAGAGAUGGAGAUUACCGAGAAGCUGGAGAAAAAUCAGAAGGCUAUUCAACGGCCUUUUGAUGGUUUGGACCUUAUGGGGAGGUUAUUAGACGAGUUUGAUUUGUUGCAGAGACGGUCGCAAGCUGUGAACUUAGACACGGUCUAUGUUAAAGUUAGUAAGCUGAUACCAGGGUUAGGGUUUGUACCAGAGGAUGCUGAUAGGCUUAUGGCUUCAUUUAGCGGUGGAUGGCAAAUGAGAAUGUCACUCAGAAAUAUUCAGCUUCAGGAUCUGCUACUUGAUGAGCCUACAAACCAUUUGGAUCUUGAUACUAUUGAAGAUAUGCCUAUGAUUAUAAUCUCACACGAUAGAGCCUUCCCUGAUCAGUUGUGUACCAAAAUUGUGGAAGCCGAGAUGGCUGGUUGAAGGACAUACGAGGGCAACGACUGUCAGUAUGUGAUCUCAAAGGUAGAAUGAUUGAAACUCAGAUUGCAGCUUGGGAAAAACAGCAGAAAGAGAUUGAAUCAAUUAAGGACUUAAUAAGGCUUGGCGCGGGUUGAAACUUUGGAUGUGUUCAACAACUGCCGAAAAGAUUAGGUGGUUGAAAUGUUUCAAUGAUUUCCUAAGCACAACAGCUCCAGUAACAUGAUUAUAUGAUUCUAGCUCACGUUUCUUGCUGUGGAAGAGGGAAUCUUGCUAGAGAAUAUCUUCUUACCCAGACGUGAUGAGCUGCUUCCAUUUCAAGAAGAUAUCAAUGGCGGACUAAAGAACAAGUGUUGGUGUCUGAAAUAACAGAGAGAAAGUACUUGCAGAAAAAGUAAGCACAUUAGGUAAUAGACAGUUGAUGAGAAAGAGAAAAAGUGGGAAGGUUGAGUCGGGGAUCAAUGGCAAAGACACUACGGUUGAAGAAGAAGAAGCGGAGAAGACUGAUAUUAUCCUAGACGUAAUUUCCCGGUUGACAAUGAUGACAUGCAGUUUUAGUUUUCUAUCACCUCUUUGAGUUUUAUAUCGCCUCUUUGAGUUUUAUAUCACCUCUUUGUAUUGAUAUAAAUUAGUUUUUUCGUCUGUAAGGCUUGCUUAUUUGCAAAAGAGUUCCAUAGUUUAGUGUCCUAAUAAUAUCUUCCAUUAAUCUAA
Molecule: messenger RNA, 2018 nt
Organism: Raphanus sativus (radish)
Lineage: Eukaryota; Viridiplantae; Streptophyta; Magnoliopsida; Brassicales; Brassicaceae
Product: ABC transporter F family member 5
Exons: 5
Coding region: 825-1310 (161 amino acids)
Source: RefSeq, a predicted model, not a curated record